AUGCCGGGCAAUGAAGGUGAAAUGCGACCAUGGAAAACCGAGUUGUUCCAGGUGCAGAGAAAAUGGCAAGGCUGCUGCCUGUGCAUACCGGCCGAGGCCGUUCAAACGGCCCUUAAGCCGCAGUUCACAGGAACAGAGGCAAGUGGCCCAGUCUUCACGGCCAAUAAAGACUUCUGUAACCAAGAUCUAGGGCCCGAGAAGACAGCGCAGCCUCCGCUGGCAUUCCAGAACGACACAGAGAUUGGUGCUCGGAGUCAACAAAGUGCAAUCAGUUCAAGUGGUCAGAACGAUUACGUGGUUGAUGACGGCUGUAUCGCCAAGGGCGCAGAGCUUAUUCUCCAAUUGCAUCACCAAUUUUCGCUCCAGCCAUUCUCCCAUCUCUUCCGGAAAUGGGUUUCAACGGGGGCAAACCUCGCUUUAGCUGGGCCUCUCACCGAACCCUGUGCAUCGGCGGUUGACUACAAACUCUUGCAGUGCGAUGGAACACAUGCAAGCGCGCGAACGAUUUCCAGAAACCUCUUUUAUCGUUCUUACCAACCCAUCCCUUUGAACGAAGAAACGUGUUUUGAUGAAUAUUGCACUCACUUCGCUGGGGAAAGCACUCGAUGGGAGACCUUUGGCAUAUUUCUCACUGCCAUCUGCCGAGCCUCGGUAGACUUGGCUUAUGCAGAGCCAUUGUAUGAUUCAGAGCAACAACGCCGUAAGCUCCAAAAGCUCGCGCUUUCGUACUCGGAUCAAUGCUUGGAUCUUUGUCUACCUCUGGAUUGCAUGAACGACCUACAGCUUUUUCUGCAAUACGAAAACUUUAUCUCCCAUUCACAGGUGGAUGGCGAUCAGAGCUACCUCUCCUGGCGAAAAUUGGGAGACGUUGCAGCCUCUCUUUACGCUCUGGGGUACCAUCAACAACAGACAGAGGCCUUUCGCAGCGCACCUCGCUUCCUUCGUGAGCUUCGCCAAAUAGCGUUCUGCCGGACAUACUCGGCUGAUAAAAAUGUCUCAAUAUUUCUGGGUCGACCUCCUCGAAUCUUGCGGAAGUUUUGUCAAUUCUAUCUUCCUGGAACACCUACGCAGCCUGCUCAGAGGGCCUCCCGCACGCCAGCGGUUUGGGACUCCACUGAGAAGCCGGACUUUGCGACAGAUUCAAAGUGGGCUGCUGUAUGUGGAAUAUUGAAGGAGGAUAUAUUGGAUCUUUUCACCGAGGAGAACUACGAGGAGAGAACACGACGAGGCCAGCUUAUUGAUGCCGAUGCCCAGGCCCAAUGGAAUGCGGUCCCUGAAAACUAUCGUCUUCAAAGCAGCCUUAAGGCAUGCGACCGGCGACCGGUGGAGCGUGACUUUAUGGUUAACAUGAAACUGAACUAUCUCCACAUACAUUUCCUGCUGCGGCGAGCAUUGCUCCGGCCAAUGUCCACGGCGCCGGCUCCAGAAUUAUUUAGGGUUUCCAAGGACAUGCUUGGCCUUGUCAUUGAGACAACUAUGCUUAAGGACCAGAUCAUCAACUCUGGCACAUCACUAGUCUGGAAGGUCGUUUACUACGGAUUGUCAGCGGCUGGGUUCAUAUCGCUCACUCUUGCCAACCAAUCAUACGCCAAUACGACGCUCCAGAUGGACAUGUCCCGCGUAUUCCAAGAUCUCAGUAUCCUGGUGGGCGAGGUGGAGUGUGGAACAUUGGUAUAUAUUGACUCGCCCAAUUAUGCCUUGCUCUCUCAGGCAACUCAAACGAUUAAAUGUCUGCUUAAUCGGAUGAUUACUCCCUUUCAGGCCUCACAUAAUAUGGCAAUCUUAAAUGAUGGAAGUUGGGGCCUGUGGGAUGACAGCAGUUUCCAGGAUUUCGAGAUCAACUUCUGGCACAAUCUUGCGGAGCACCCGUUUCUUAAUGGUUAG
Aspergillus caelatus is the source of this 1884-nucleotide messenger RNA. RefSeq names its product fungal specific transcription factor domain-containing protein. The transcript has 5 exons. NCBI's taxonomy places the organism in Eukaryota, Fungi, Ascomycota, Eurotiomycetes, Eurotiales, Aspergillaceae. The record is from RefSeq and is a predicted model, not a curated record. The coding region runs from base 1 to 1884 and encodes 627 amino acids.